AUGGCUAACUUUAUCCCGGAAGAAGAUAGGGAAGCUAAGGCUACAGAGUUCGAACAGCUCAAGCAAGGGAAUAAAAGUGUGCAAGAGUACUACAUGGAAUUCAUAUGGUUGGCUAAGCAUGCUCCUCACAUGGUUAAGACAGAAAAAGCAAAGAUUCACAGAUUUGUUGGUUGUUUGGCUUACCACAUUAAGGAUACGACAUCAGCUGUAGCAGUAGGAAUGACAGCUUUCUCCUCUAUUGCGGGAUUCGCCAAGUACUUAGAGAAAGAUAGACAACAAAGGAGAGAAGAAAAAGAGCAAAACAAGAAAACCCGGACAGCGGGCAGGUUUAAUGGUACAUCCAGCGGAGGUGGAGGGGGUUCCUCCAAUAAGGAGUCAUUAGCACCAGCUCAGGCCAGUCAUCAGUCAGGUGGUGGGUCUUCCUUCAGAUGUACUCAGAGUUAUAGAAACCAGUCUCGCCAGAAUCAGAAAUUUAGUACAUCAUCCUUACAUAGCCAGAGUCAUGCUAAGCAACAUUCACACCAACAAGGUUUUUGUGGAACAUGUAAGCGGCAAUAUUCAGCUACUGCAGUUGCACCACCUCAGGCUCAUGGUGCUCACAAUCAGACCGGGCAUGGGGUAGGUAGAGGUGCAGAUCGAGUUACUCAGGGAGGGAGACAACCCCGUUUAUUUGCGACACUUGAUCGUCAGAGUGCAGAGGCAUCUGCAGAAGUUAUUACAGGUAUACUUUUAGUCUGCUCACAUAAUGCUUAUGCCAUAAUGGAUCCAGGUUCAACAUUUUCAUAUGUGACUCCAUACUUUGCAAUUAACCUCGGGCUAGAACCUGAACAACUUAGUGAGCCAUUUCUAGUAUCUACUCCAGUUGACGACUUAAUGAAAGUCACAAGAGUCUAUAGAGGUUGUAUAGUUUCAGUCCAAGGCCGCAACACCGAGGCCGAUCUCAUAGAGUUAGAAAUGGUGGAUUUCGAUGUGAUUAUGGGUAUGGAUUGGUUGUCUUCCUGCUAUGCCAUGUUAGAUUGUCGUGAUAAGAUUAUCAGGUUCCAAUUUCCAAAUGAAGAAGUGUUAGAGUGGAAGGAUAGUUCAGCAUCGCUGGUAGGUAAGUUUAUUUCUUACCUUAAGGCACAACGAAUGAUCGGUAAGGGGUGUAUCGCCUAUUUGGCUCACAUCAUUAAUCCAGAAUCAGAACCACCAGCUCUUCAGUCAGUGCCAGUUGUUAGAGAAUUUCCAGAAGUUUUCCCAGAUGACCUUCGCGUACUUCCUCCUAAAAGAAUCAUAGACUUUGGCAUUGAUCUCAUGCCAGGCACUCAGCCCAUAUCUAUACCUUCUUACAGGAUGGCUCCAGCAAAACUUAAUGAGUUGAGAGAACAGUUGAAAGACCUUCUUGAAAAGGGCUUCAUCAGGCUGAGUGGUGAAAAGUACUUUUCUAAGAUAGACUUGAGGUCGGGGUACCAUCAGUUGAGAAUCAGAGAAGAAGAUAUAUCUAAAACGGCCUUUAGAACUCGCUACGGACACUAUGAAUUUCUAGUAAUGUCCUUCGGGUUGACAAAUGCUCUAGCUGCAUUCAUGGACCUCAUGAACAGAGUUUUCAAGCCAUUCCUUGAUACCUUUAUUAUCGUGUUUAUAGAAGAUAUUUUGGUGUACUCUAAGAGCAAGGAUGAGCAUGUCGAACACCUCAGGAUAGCCUUGCAGACCUUGAAGGAGAAUGAGCUUUAUGCCAAAUUUUCAAAAUAUGCACUUAGUAGGAAGUCAAUGGGUGUCUUGGCCUAUCUUGCAAUACAAAGGCGAACUUUGGGUCGAGAAAUUCAAAAACUGGCAAAUGAUGGAACUAGACUAGAUGAGACCGAAGAAGGAGGUAUAACUGCUUAUGCCUUAGCGCAAUCCUCUCUAGUUGCGCAUGUUAAGGUUAAGCAAGACAAAGAUCCGUACUUAUGA
Molecule: messenger RNA, 1932 nt
Organism: Nicotiana attenuata
Lineage: Eukaryota; Viridiplantae; Streptophyta; Magnoliopsida; Solanales; Solanaceae
Exons: 4
Coding region: 1-1932 (643 amino acids)
Source: RefSeq, a predicted model, not a curated record